Messenger RNA from Brugia pahangi, 327 nucleotides. The record is from the annotation of a GenBank genome assembly. Lineage: Eukaryota; Metazoa; Nematoda; Chromadorea; Rhabditida; Onchocercidae.
AUGUCAAGAGAAGUAGUAUGCAUCUCGUACCAUUUUACAAUAUGCUUCGCUUUGCUAAUCCUUCUACAGUCCACCAUUGCCAUUCCAAUCUUCUAUUCCAGGAAAUUGACACUACGGCCGGAUGAGUUUUUGUUAACUUAUAUACCCCAAGAAGGUCUACUAUCUCGAGGUGAGUAUGAGAGUUGGUCCGAUGUUUUCGAAAAUACUCAUAAUGAUCAUAUUCCAUAUUUACCAUUCCGACGACUUACACGGAAUACUGGUUCAGGAGAUGAAGCACGCUAUCAGAUCCGUCAUGUGGGUGACUUACCAAUGUUUCGAUUUGGAUAG